Messenger RNA from Harpegnathos saltator (Jerdon's jumping ant), 4024 nucleotides. Its product is annotated as M-phase inducer phosphatase. The coding region runs from base 1344 to 3251 and encodes 635 amino acids. Gene Ontology annotation, molecular function: protein tyrosine phosphatase activity. The transcript is spliced from 4 exons. Gene Ontology annotation, cellular component: cytoplasm; nucleus. Gene Ontology annotation, biological process: positive regulation of G2/M transition of mitotic cell cycle; positive regulation of G2/MI transition of meiotic cell cycle; G2/M transition of mitotic cell cycle. NCBI's taxonomy places the organism in Eukaryota, Metazoa, Arthropoda, Insecta, Hymenoptera, Formicidae. The record is from RefSeq and is a predicted model, not a curated record.
GGUUAGGUGCUCAGGAUCGUUCGCGUCGGCGAUCGAUAACCGCGCGUGAGAGACGCGCGGUUUUCCGAGCUUUCCUUCUCUCCGCGUGCUGCAUCUCUCUCUCUCUCUUUCUCUCUCUCUCUCUCUCUCUCUCUCUCUCUCUCUCUCUCUCGUGCACGAUGUGCAUGAGAAUUUGGCCGCCUGUAUUCUUUCACGAUCAACGAGCGCGGCCUGAAGCGUUCCGCAAUUGACGUCUCCUCGAGCCGCCUGUCGGCAGGCGUAAUUGCCGCUGUCGGCAUGAAAGGUUAUUCGUGCCGAAUCGUAACACUGAAUCACGCUCUCAAUCAUAACAUCGGGUCUCGGUCACAAUAUUAGCCACGAGGGUAUAAAUAAACAAGCGGUCAUUUCACACGACGGGUUUUGCUUUGACGGAAUCUUAUCUCGAGGCGCGGCUGGUUGAAUAUCCGUUCUCAGAAAAAUUGGGAUACUUUUUAUUUGAUCAAUCAUCAAUAUUUGAAACGGGGGAGAGAAACGUGUGUUGAGAAGCGGAGAGAUUCUCCUCGUCGUUGAAAUUGAAGUCGCGGUUUAUGGCACAUCCUGUGUACGAUUCAAGUCGCGAAGUCCCACCGGAGCUUCCGGGAGACGUCAUUCGGAUCGACUUGUACGGCUUCCACGACGGGGAAACGCGUUCUUUCUACCCGCAUGGUAGAUGCACCGCGUCAACCUUGCUAAAAGACGAACGUGUGACGUGUCACAAUGCUAACGCGAGGUGUACAACCCUUCGGUUGUACUCGUAAUAUUUAUUCUACCCCCCUUUCGUUUGCUCUCCUCUCUGCGCGACACUCAUCGGAUCUCUUUGUCUUGUUCGGAUCAUUUUCAGAGAAACUGUGACUGCUUCCUGACAGUGAUCGGAAUUUGAAUUCACGCAUGUAAAAAUCGAUCGGAUGCAAUUUGCGACAUCUUCCGUCGCUGUCAAAUAACACCGUGGAAAUUUUGCAAAAACUUCACGCGAGGUGUCACCGGCACCGGUGUUGAAGACAGCCGCGAUUUGCCGGCGACUUCAAGUCGAUCCUGCGAUCGAUCGAUUAGGCUCCCGCUCGAGAGACAGCGGAGAGACAUCGACUCAUUAGCGCGCGCGCCAUAUCUUUCCGUCUGGAUAUCCCGCAGGCAAAGAAGGGAAGACUAUUCUCUCUCUCGUCGAAGGGCCUGUCUGUCGACAAUUGGCCGGAGGCACCAACGUUGCGCUCGUAAGAACGUUCGCGAUCGAAUCGAGACUUCGUCGCUUGAUUUGCGCCGACACUCACUUCGCCGAUACGUAGUGCGCGAACGUGGUUAAGAGACAUCGGUGCCGUCGUCGCAAAGUAAUGUCAUUGUCGGACAUCGCCGAGAUGGACGAGAGAUCGCCCGGGAGAUUCGGCGAGGAAUCAUUAGCCGAGAUGAGCGCGUCGCCGAUGUCCAACAUCGCCCACGAUCUCUGCAAGUCGUCGCUCGAUCCCGGCGGUAACGCCAAGAAGAAGCGGCCCCCUCAACGUUCAUAUACCUUCGACACCUCUCGUCGAGUGAGCGGCCGCAGGAGCGAAGGCAUGCACCAAAUGUUGUCAUGCGGCGUUCAGAGCAGAAGCACAAACGAAGCCGUGCAAAAUACUAAGCUGCUGUUCUGCUCCAACUGGGUACAGUCUCCAUACAGGAGCCAGAUGUUGGACAAGUACAACGACAAGGAAAACGACAGCGCCCCCUGCAGCUACCAGUCAUUCAGUCCUCCUCAGAAGCCUCCCACUGUAUACUCACUGCCGUGCUUCUAUCCUGUUCAGAGCGCGAAAAAGAUACGAUGGCCUCUGGAAGAUUGCUGGGAUCCCAACAGCCAGGACAGCGGUUACGGAGCGAACGACAACAAGGAGGAGAAACGGCAGUGCGAUGGCUUCCAGUUCGCAGAGCCGUCCGGCGUGGCACCGCGGCGUAUGUCCGUGGAUUCGCGCAGUCCGGUGCAAUCGCCAAUGCGAUCCUCGCCGCAGCAGCUGAGGGUCGCACGAUCGUCCUUGAUGCGUCAGUCGUCAGGAUACGAGAGCAUGGUGGACGAUGGCUUCACCGAGCUCAUCGACAUGGAGACCCUGGACGACACGACGCACCUCCCGAGCGGGAUCUCGUCGCUGCUGUCCGGCAACCUCGUCGCGCCCGGGUCGUCGUCGAUGGAGUACGACGUCUCGACGACUCCCGAGUUCUCUCGCACCGUCUCCAGCCGACUGAGACGGUCGCUAUCGCUGUGCGACCAGAAUAUGCUCUCGCAGUCGUUGUCGAAGGUGCGUACCUGCCUGUUCCGCUCGCCCGGCGCGACCUCCUCGACGGCGGCGCUGCUGGAAGCAUGGAAGGAUAACGGACCGAUGACUCCCCGGAAGAUUCCCUUCUCGAAAAUAUCCUACGAUGAGACACAGUCACCGCAGUCCAGCAGGUCUUGCAAACGACCGUCGGAGCAGUCGGCGGUGGACAACAGUCCCAAGUACACGUCCAAGAAGUUCCGCACGUCGAAGAGCCUAUGCCUCGACGUGGCCGAGCGUCGUAGCGCGACGACGAUGCCGUAUCCAAAGAUCCCGCUUCUGCAGAGAAGCAUGUCCGAGACCGAGGCGAACAUCAAGUCGGCGGUGCACCGUAGCGUCACCGACGCCGACCUCACCGGCGACUUCAGCAAGCCCUGCAUACUGCCGCUCGCCACGGGCUACCACCAGGAUCUCAAGUCCAUCUCAUCCACCACGUUGGCGGCGCUGUUACGCGGCGAAUUCGACGAUCGCGUGCGAUCCUACAAGAUCGUCGACUGCCGUUAUCCGUACGAGUACGACGGGGGCCACAUCGGGGGAGCCAUGAACCUUUACAACAAGGAUCUCAUCGAGCAGAACCUGUUCGACCCCUUGACCACGAUUCCCACGAUCCGGCCCGACACCGACAAGCGCGACAUACUCGUGUUCCACUGCGAGUUCUCGUGCGAACGCGGACCGAAUCUCUCGCGCUUCCUGCGCAGCUUGGACCGCCAGCGCAACAAGGAGCAUUACCCGGCGCUGCACUAUCCGGAGGUCUACCUGCUACACGGCGGCUAUGAGCAAUUCUACAAGGACCAGAAGGAGUUCUGCUCGCCGCAGGACUACAGACCGAUGAAACAUCCCGAUCACGAGGCGGACCUCCGGCAGUUUCGCAGCAAGAGCAAGAGCUGGCAGGGUGACAACAAGUCAAGAGUGAACAACAGCCAGGCAAUACGAACGAAUCUCAAACGUUUAGGCUUCUAGCAGACGCGGACGUAGUCGUUGUCUCCGGCCUUUCGCGGCUCGCUGGACGCGCGCGCCGUCGAUCGUCCGUCAGUCGGCCGCGCUUCAGCCGUAGAUGUUUUUCGUCGCAUUGUUUCACGUCGAACCUUCUCCCACACAGGCCGUCGGGGUAAAAAAACGCGUGCACCCAGUGCGCGUCAAUAAAGUGCAAACGGUGUAAAGAGAUUCGUCCUCUAUAGAUAUCAAUAUUUUUGUUUUCCUUUCGGAUGCUCUUUGCGCUCACAUGACUGACUCGGGGGACUCUCCCCCGGUUCUCUUGUACAUAAAUAUGUCGUUCGCGCGAGCACAUUUAGAUUUUAAUUGAUUUCUUAGUACAAGGAGAGAGAGAGAGAGAGAGAGAGAGAGGGGAAGUUCGGGGAUGCACUUGAGAUACAAAUCUCGUAAUACCUUGGACGAAGACAACGAAGAUGUAGGCUAUGAUGACAAUGAUAUUUCGUCGGGCCGCGGCGCAUCACGCUCGGAACCGAAAUUUUGUACAUAGAGAAGAAAGGUAGAAAUUAUAAAUUUUUAGAUCGUACAGUUCGUGGUCGCUCUUUAAUUAAGUACGACAAGUACAAUUGAACAUGCAAUAUCUCCGUGAGAACCCGAAGGAGGGCGAGGGACGUAGUUUCGCGAGUCCUCUCGGGCCACAUUGUGUACAUACGACCUCAACGAGCGACCUCAAUCACGUCGAUCUCUCGGUAUCGAUAUUGCUUCGUCGAAGCGGUCUUCGAAGCAAGUGCUUAAAAAAAAAA